AUGAACGGAGGUGUACCCCCUUCACCAAUGACACCUUUAGAUAUGAGUUAUGGUCAGUCAAUGUUGCCAUCGAAUUUGUUUGUUAGUACGCCAUAUUUCACCCCACCACCAUCAGCUCAAUACUUUCCACCGAUAUCUCACCAUUCAUCACUCCGCAACUCACAAGUUUCUUUAGCAAACUCACAUGGGUCAUAUUCAAGGAGUCGCAAUAGGGGCCAUCAACAUCGUAAUAAUAGCAGUCAGCACCACCAGGAACAUCACCCGGAACAUCCCCAGCACCAGUAUCAGCACCAGAAUGUUCAUGAGCAUGGGCAAGAUGCUGCCCAGAAGAUUACAAAUGGCACUUCAACUCACAACCCAACUAGUCAAAUCAAUGGCUCAGCUCCUGUAUCAGAACAUAAUCUCGAGCAUUUGAAUCUUUCGAGAACGGUUAUUUUGCGAAAUAUUGCUGAUGAUAUGACAUUACAUGAUUUGUUGGACCAUAUUGAUUUUGGUCCUAUUGAAUAUGUCAAAUUGUUCACCAAAACUCCACCACGUUCUCUUGACAACAAUGGCUCAAACGACAUCAAAUCAAACAAAAACUGCACAAUAUCAUUUAUCAAUUCCAAAACAUCAGUGAUGUUUUACUUGAAAUAUGCCAAAAACUCAUCAAACUUAAACAAGUUGAGGCUGUCUUUGCGAUCGCAACAUUUGAAAAUUACACUUUGUGACAUGAACAAACCCCAAUAUGCUAAUGCCCCUCCCAAACAAGAUUAUAUCAAAUUGAAAAAUUUAAACUACAUUAUUGACCAUAAAGCAACGCGAUGUUUGAAAAUCUCAUUCAGUAUUAAGGAUGUAUUGCUGGACGACACAACUGCUGAUGCUAGAUUAACCCACUUGAAACACUAUAUUUCAACUCAAUGCGAGAAGUUUGGUGACGUUGAAAGCUUUGAAAUUGAGUUGGAUAUACCGGGGAAGGAUGAAGAAGGAGAUGUUGCGGGUGACGACUCAAAGAUGACACUUUUAGGCGCAGCUACAGUUCAUUUCACUUCGAUUGAUGCUUCAGUAAAAACUUAUGAAGACUAUAACAAGAGGAUCGUCCAUGACUCGGAAAAAAGACGCGGUGGUGCUGGUUGUGAUGGCGAAGUUGACACCAUCACCAAAAAGAAACGUGAUUCAUCAAAUGAUUUAUAUGAUGUCAACUCCAAGUAUGGUAUUCAUUUUAUCCUGGCAAUUUUCCAUAAUGACAGGUGCGAUAAAACACUCGUUGAAUAUAGACAUGAACUUGAAGACAACCAACCACCUCCUACAGAGGGAAACGGAAGACUGAUGAAGAAGAGUUUUACGGAAAAUGGAAGUUGCGGACUAAUUGCAGAGGAGGGUCCAUUGGGCAACAGUUCUGAAGUUGGUAGUAUUAUUGACUCUCCAGAACAGCAGCCACCACCAGCCGACGUGCAUAUAAUUGACCCUGUUAGUCCCAAUUCUUCUGACAUUGAAAAUGCAUCACCCAUCAUUUGUGACACUUAUGCAUUGUCAUCUGGUGACCCUUGCAAUGAACACGAAGCGCAUGCACAAGCUUCAAUUGCUAGUAAUGGUGUUUAUUCAAUGAUAUCGUCUGAUGCAAGACAAUUGAAUGCAACGCCGCAGUUUGUACAUAUUCCAUUCACGACAGACUCGCCGUUUGGGUUACAUUCCAACUCGUCAUUUGUGUCAAAUUACAAUCCAGAUCCCAUCAAUACUGGUAACAGGGCAAUACACUUGGGCAAUUUGCAUCCUCAUACAACAAUUGAGGAAAUUGCAAACAAUUUAAGGGCAGGAGGCUUGGUUGAGUCAAUAAAUCAUUUUCCAGAAAGAAGAAUGUGCUUUGUUACAUUUGUUGAUGCCAAUAUUGCGUUUAAAUUCUUUAUGAAUCAUCAAGUAUUGCACCAAUUGGUUAUCCACGGAACAGAUGUUAGCGUCGGGUGGGCAAAAAAGCAUAGCGGUCCAGUACUGAGAGAAAUUGCCCUUGCUGUAACUGCAGGGGCUUCAAGAAAUGUUUACCUAGGACUUCGAAAUGGUCAAGUUGAAGAUGAAACUACACGCAAGCCAAUUAUACCAAGCGAAGAUGAGUUGAGACUGGACUUUUCGCGUAUUGGUGGAUUAGAGCAAAUCAACUUUUACCACAAUAAAGAAUGUGCGUUUUUAAAUUUCUUGAACAUUUCAGAUGCCAUCAAGGUUGUACAUGCAUUUGAGUGCGAGGAGCCCAUUGCAGUAAUCAAUUUGACCAAACUGCUUCGUGGUGAUCAAGCAGCGGCAACUGCACUUUAUCAAAAGUAUAAACUUUUCAAGGUUAACUUUGGAAAAGAUCGAUGUGGAAACCCACCAAAGUUUUCUUUUAGAAAAAAUUUUGACAAAAGCUUAGGCUCUACAUAUCAUCAAUACCAGGACCAAUUACAUGCUUGUGUGGGGAAAUCAAAGAAAGGCAAAAAGAGUGGAAAUAACAAACAGGUUAAUGACCGUGAUGAUGAUUUAAAACGAGAACAAUUGGACCAACGGGAAGGUGUUAUUGACGACGAAGCGGCUAAGGUUUUUGGAAUCAUCAAGGAAUCAGAAAAGAAUACCGUUGAAUCGGUUGGGGAUGAUGAUAAGCACAAAGAGUUGUUACAAGAUUCGGGGGUCAUUGAUGAAGAGGCAAGAGUGGAGGUGGCUGAUUCUCCCGACGCAGAUGUGACACAAGCGCCAAAAAUGGGUCAACACAAGGUCACCGAAAUUAAAGAGCAUUCAAAUGGCGAUGCAGGGCAAUCACCAGUUGUUGUUGAUGUAGCAGAAGAGAAUGAGGAGGGCGAAGAGGAAUACGAGGACGAUGAUGACGAUGAAGACGUAUCCAUUAUCAUUGGCUCUGAUGACACUGUUUCCACCAAUGCUAGUGGCAAGUAUGACAGUUUUAAUGACACUUUUGGCUACAAGGCCCACAGACUGGAGGAUAGACGUCAAAAAGUUUAUCAUCAACCUUACUAUCAUGACCAUGCAAGUUGGAAUGGAAGAGGAUCAAGAAACUCGUCGGCGAUGUCAAUCAAUAAUGGAGUUAUGAUGCAUCCAUACGCGCAGUAUGCGUCACCCCAGUUCAAUCAUCAUCCGUCUCUCAUGAGUCAUACAAGCUCUACAAGCAGUUUCCAAGCAUAUCAACCAUCACCAAAGUCUAGAAAUGGCUCAUUUCAUCACCAUCAAACUCAUUUGGCUGGCCCUUAUCAACAACAAAUGUAUGCAAUUCCGCAACUGCCACAAUUAGUUGGGCAGUUUGCUCCACCACCACAUGUGAGGUAUGUUCCAGUAAUCCAAGGCCAGCAAGUCAUGCCUACUGCGAUGCCAACGCAAAUGCCCCCCGGUUCCAUGGGUAAUGGCAUGUGUGGCUCUUCAGGUUCUCAAGUUAUGGCACAAUAUUUGGCACAGGCACAGCAAGGUGCUGCUCCAGCAAUGUGUACCGGGCCAGUAUACGCUGUUCCUCAUGCAAGCUACAAUUACCAUGGCCCACGCAACAAACUGAAAAACAGAAAGGGAACUGACGAACAAUAA
Lodderomyces parapsilosis is the source of this 3531-nucleotide messenger RNA. RefSeq lists its product as uncharacterized. The transcript has a single exon. NCBI's taxonomy places the organism in Eukaryota, Fungi, Ascomycota, Pichiomycetes, Serinales, Debaryomycetaceae. Gene Ontology annotation, molecular function: mRNA binding. The record is from RefSeq and is a predicted model, not a curated record. Bases 1 to 3531 code for a protein of 1176 amino acids. Gene Ontology annotation, cellular component: cytoplasmic stress granule.